Messenger RNA from Alnus glutinosa, 2048 nucleotides. Its product is annotated as trihelix transcription factor ASIL2-like. Lineage: Eukaryota; Viridiplantae; Streptophyta; Magnoliopsida; Fagales; Betulaceae. Gene Ontology annotation, cellular component: nucleus. Bases 672 to 1868 code for a protein of 398 amino acids. Gene Ontology annotation, molecular function: transcription cis-regulatory region binding. The record is from RefSeq and is a predicted model, not a curated record. The transcript has 2 exons.
UACAAUCAUCCACACAGGUUAGCACACCCGGCGUACAUUAGCAGCAACUGCUAUUGUUUACUUUCUCCACCUUCUUCUCAUCAUUCUUUCCCAUUUCUAUUUUUCUGGAAUUACUUUCAAUUUCACCUAAAAUAUUGAUAUUUAGGAAUUUUCAAAAAUCGUGAAUUGCGGGUGUACGAUUUUGAGUUCUUUCUAGUCCGGAUAGUUUGCUCUCUGAGGAUGAAUUGGUAGCUGGAACAGAAAAAAAAGAUUGGGUCUUUGGAAGAUUCGUUAUUUUUAGUUUUAAUAUUCAAAUAUGAUUGUUGGUAGAGAUUUAUUAUAACUGGAAGGGGAAAAUUAGGGCUUUUAGAGCGAGAUUCAAAUAAAUGGGAUUGGUAUUGUGAACCGAUUAUUAGGUUCUAUUUUCAAUUUUUUUUUUGUUUUUUUGUUUUUUAGUAGACAGUCAAAGAUAGUGGGUUUUGUUUAUUAGGGAAUCUAAUUCUAAGAAGGGGAAAUUGGUGACUACAAGUAGAAAAUAGGGUGUUAUUCGGAUCAAAGAAUGGGUAUUUUUAUUUUCGGAGUUUGAUUCUGUUAAAAAAAGAGGUAUUUGGUGGUUUGGAGCUAGAAAUUAAGGUUCUUGAGAGUGGUGUUUUUCUGGGUAUCAUUUGUGGUUGCUCUUGAAUUGUGCUCAAAUGGAUGACACUGAGGAUGAUACAAAGUACCCUACAAACCCGCAUGGUGUGAAUCACCAGCAGGGUUAUGGUUCCUCGAGUCGUCGGAAACUUUCAGUUCGGAAUGCUCCAUAUUCUGGGCCAGUGGGUAAUCACUAUGUUGGUGUGGAUGAUGAUGAGGAUGAAGAAGAUGAAGAAGAAUUGGGAGAGGAGGAGGAAGAGAAUGAUGAUCCAGGUAAUGGUUUUCGUAAUAUGCACAAAGAUUUGGAAGAUGACGAUGAUGAUGAUGAAGAGGAGGAUGACGAUGAUGAUAAGCAGAAGAGUUACGGUAGGAGGAUUGACGAUGUUGAUUUGGAAAGGCACCCGAAGAAGCAGAAGUUGAAGAGUUUGGUUUCUAGUUACGAAUUUGCUCCUCGAGUUCCUGCUGCAGCUGCAGCUUUAGCUCUAGUUCCCUUGCCUCCAAAACCAUCGCUCGGUGGCCGGAAUUCGCAAACUGAUUGGACUGAGCGUGAGACAUUUGUUUUACUAGACGCCUGGGUUGACCGGUUUCUUAAUCGUGGGAGGAAGAGUCUCCGGUCUGAGGAAUGGCAAGAAGUUGCAGAGAAGGUUUCAGAAAUUUCAAAUAUUGAAAGGACGGAUACUCAGUGUAGGAAUCGAUUGGAUACAUUGAAGAAGAAGUACAAAAAGGAGAAGAUGAAGAUGGCGGAAACGGGUGGCAGUGCCACCACUAGCAAAUGGGUCUAUUUUAAGAAGAUGGAUAUGUUGCUGUCGUCACCCUCCCAACCAGCAGCUCUCUCUUGUGGUUUGGACUCAGGGGAGUAUGUAUUCAUGAAUCCUAGGGUUUAUGUGAAUCGUGCAAAUGGUUUGGAAGAAAUGAAGGAUAGUCCUGGGAAUUCAGAAUCUACUGAUGCUGAGGAGGAUGAUUCGGAUGGACUUCCACCCAAAAAGAGGAAGUUUGGAAGGGUCAAUGAUGAGGGAUCUUCCUUUGGAUUGCUUGCUGAUUCCAUUCACAAAUUCAGCGAGAUAUAUGAGAAGAUUGAGAAUAGUAAAAGGCAGCAGAUGGUGGAGCUAGAGAGGAUGAGAAUGGAUUUUCAUAGGGAAUUAGAGAUGCAGAAGAGGCGGAUUCUGGAGAGAGCACGGACUGAGAUUGCGAAAAUACGGCACAGUGACGGUGACGAGGAGGAGAAUGAUGUCUCUGCUGAGAAUGCCAGCGCCUGAUGUAUUGAGACCUAGUUAUCUUUCUGUAAUGUUAAUUACCAUUUUGACUGCUACCUGUUGUUGUAUAGCAGUGGGGGCCUUUUGCCUCUAAUUUUUAUCCUAUGAGGCAGUAAUAUUGCUGGAGAUGUUGUAUUACUUGAUAGUAGAAGAAAUAACAAAAUUAGGUGGAUAAUUACUGUC